Messenger RNA from Arabidopsis lyrata subsp. lyrata, 1085 nucleotides. RefSeq names its product putative tRNA (cytidine(34)-2'-O)-methyltransferase. The record is from RefSeq and is a predicted model, not a curated record. NCBI's taxonomy places the organism in Eukaryota, Viridiplantae, Streptophyta, Magnoliopsida, Brassicales, Brassicaceae. The coding region runs from base 33 to 815 and encodes 260 amino acids. Gene Ontology annotation, molecular function: RNA methyltransferase activity; RNA binding. The transcript has 7 exons. Gene Ontology annotation, biological process: wobble position cytosine ribose methylation; wobble position uridine ribose methylation.
UGGAAUCUGCGGCGGAGAAGGGAGGCGAGGAGAUGGAGAGUUGCGGUCGGAGCAGUCUGAGCGUCAUAGCUUCAAGGACGUUUCGUCUGCCGUCAAGUGGCCGUCUUUUUCCCUCCCUUAGCUUAACUCAUCUCAAGCGCAAGCUAUCUCUCUCCAUCACCUCGUUCUCUUCCAAGAUUCACUCUCCUCUGUGCGAGUCAGAUAAGGGAAAUCCUCUGCCGCGAGGGGCGGGAGAAGGAGUCAAGGAAGAUGCGAGGAGUAAGCUGCUUCAAGUAGUUUUGGUCUCUCCCCAGAUUCCUGGGAAUACAGGUUGCAUUGCAAGAACAUGUGCGGCCUCAGCUGUUGGGCUGCAUUUAGUUGGGCCAUUAGGUUUUCAAGUUGAUGACGCCAGAGUAAAGCGAGCUGGUUUGGAUUAUUGGCCCUUUGUGGUUGUCAGAGCGCAUAGCUCAUGGGCUGAGUUUCAAGAAUAUUUCAGGCAACAGGAGGGAGAAAAACGGAUGAUAGCUUUCACAAAAAGAGGAACAAGGAUACAUUCAGAUUUCUCUUACCGACCAGGCGAUUACCUCUUGUUCGGGUCAGAGACAUGCGGUCUACCUCCUGAAGCGCUGUCAGACUGCAAACACGAACCAUAUGGAGGGGGGACCCUACGUAUUCCGAUGGUAGAAACGUAUGUGAGAUGUCUGAAUCUUUCGGUGAGUGUAGGGAUUGCUCUGUAUGAAGCGUCCAGACAACUUAACUAUGAGCAAAUCGAGUGUGCACCUGAAGGUUGUGUGAAUGGUGAAGAACCAUUGUUGACAGAGGAUAUCUUUGCGUGAUAUAUUGGAUGAUAGCAAAAAGGAAGACGGAGAUGUAGAGGCAUAGCCAUUGGGGGUUGGUAAGCAUUGAUAUGCAGGCAACACGCGGAUUCCAAAGUUUUUAAAUUCCGAGAUUUAGAAUUAGAGCUUUUUUUAUUCCAGAAGUCCUUGCCUUAGCUUCCUAGCAACUAUUAUAGACCUUAGUACUAAAGUCAAGAGUCUGUACUUUAUACGAGGAAAUUGCUGCAAUCAGAAGCUCAGCUCGGUAAUCAAAACCACUUUGCCAGCCAA